AAUGCCAGGGCAGGGGGGCUGAGGCACAAUCUGCACUACAGUUGCCAACUUCCCUCAGCCUAGCCCACCUCAGCUUAUCAGUAGCCACGGCCUGGAGACCCUCGAGCACAAGCCGGAGCACAAAGAGAAAUGAGCCAGUUCAAGAGGGGCGCGAGGAGGAAGGAAACAGCUGGGCGGCAGGGUCCCUCACAUACACUCUGCUCUCGCCUGGGACCCAGCGAUGUGACUGUCACCACUGUCGUUGGCUCUGCCUGACACCAGGGCACCCACUAAGGUCCAAAAAUGGGGGACUGGUCUAUCUUGGGGCGUCUCUUGACAGAAGUCCAGAACCAUUCCACUGUGAUUGGAAAGAUAUGGCUGACAAUGCUUCUUAUUUUUCGCAUUCUUUUGGUAACGUUGGUGGGAGAUGCAAUGUAUGGAGACGAACAGUCCAAAUUUACCUGCAACACUCUUCAGCCUGGUUGCAAUAAUGUGUGCUAUGACAGUUUUGCUCCUGUUUCACACCUCAGGUUUUGGAUAUUUCAGAUUGUCCUGGUUUCAACACCUUCCAUUUUUUAUAUCAUCUAUGUCCUGCAUAAAAUUGCCAAGGAUGAGAAGACUGAACUGGAAAAGGCCUAUGUCAUGGAGCUGAUUCAGAGCCUAUCUGCUGAAAAACACCUGUCUGAGAGUAAUGUAAACCCAGAUACUGAACAACAAAUAGAUGGUAAAGAUGCUUCAUGGAAAGAAACCGGAUUUAAGCCAAAGUUAAGAAAAGAUUUCAAAGGGUCCAUCCCAGUCCUUGACAAAAUGCACAUCAUCUAUAUUGUCCACGUGGUACUCAGGUCUCUGAUGGAGGCUGGGUUCCUGGUGGGCCAGUAUUAUCUUUUUGGUUUUGAAGUGCCUCACCUUUUCCGAUGUCAUACCUACCCUUGUCCAACUACAACUGACUGCUUUGUCUCAAGGGCCACAGAAAAGACUGUUUUCCUAAACUUCAUGUUUGGAGUUGGACUUGGCUGCUUCAUUCUGAACCUUGUGGAACUGCAUUACUUAGGUUGGUUCUAUGUGUUUCGCAUUUUAUCCUUAGCCUGCUCUGCCUGCUGUGAUUUUAAGAGUAUCAAGAAGCCAAAGGUUCUACACCCAGAGCAGAACAGCUUACUCAUACACUUAAAGGACACCAUACAAGAAAGGUUUGCGCUAAAGAGUUCUUCCAGUUUAUCCCAGGAGAAGAUCAGUUGUCUCCCCUCUCAUUCAGCUGCCAUUUCCUUUACACAGGAUGACAACAGUGAUACUACCUCCAGGAAAGGCCCAGACAGUAUGCAUAGUAGCCUCGAUAAAAUAUAUAAAAUCAAAAAAUCUUGGCUUUAAGAAACAAAAGAAAAUGUCUUAUAGGUCCAUGGAUCAUUUUCAAGGUUCUUUAUCAUGACUGGCUGUGAAUCAAUCACAUUUUGCGUGGUUCAUUAUUGGUCUGUUUAACAAGUCAUAAAUUAAAAUAUUAAUUCUCUGA
Molecule: messenger RNA, 1483 nt
Organism: Xenopus tropicalis (tropical clawed frog)
Lineage: Eukaryota; Metazoa; Chordata; Amphibia; Anura; Pipidae
Product: provisional ortholog of gap junction protein delta 2
Exons: 3
Coding region: 283-1344 (353 amino acids)
Biological process (GO): cell communication; transmembrane transport
Cellular component (GO): connexin complex; gap junction; plasma membrane
Source: RefSeq, a predicted model, not a curated record